AGAAACUCUACUCCGAAUGAUUGCAGCGCAGCCACGUAGCGCUCGAGCCAACUCCACUGCAUGCUCAAGCAAAUCGCUUUUUACAUCAAAGCGCAAAUGAUCGCACGCGCAACACCUCUCCUUUUGUGAAGGAAAGCCUUUAUUGUCCGGGGAGGGGAAAGGUAGCGGGUGUUUUGGGUUUUUGUGUGUGUGUGUGCGGGAAGCGGCGAUGCAGCAGGAGGAUGCGGGGCCGCGCUCCGGCGCUGAGGACUCUCCUGCUCCAGACACCGCGGCCAAACAAGCCGUUUCCGUGCUGCUGUCUUUCGGGAAGUGCCUCGGAGCACUGCUGCCCGUCUACCUGGCUGGAUAUUUCGGCUUCAGCCUGACUUUUGUCCUGCUCGGCCUCGCUGUGUACAUGGGAUGGCAGCAGCACCGUGAUAGAAAGCAGCACCGCCUGCACAGCGCUAUGUAUCUGCAGGAGAAUGAGCAAGAUUUCACCACAACACAAGUGUUCAAGAGCAAGCGGGAAUUGCCGGCAUGGGUGAAUUUUCCAGAUGUGGAGAAAGUUGAAUGGCUUAAUAAGAUCCUGAAGCAAGCCUGGCCUUUUGUGGGCCAAUAUUUAGAGAAGCUUCUGUUGGAGACGGUUGUACCCUCGAUCAGAUCUUCCAACGCUCAUCUUCAAACAUUUUGCUUCACCAAAAUUGACCUGGGUGACAAGCCUGUGAGGGUGGUUGGAGUGAAGGCCCACACUGAGCAUGAUAGACGUCAGGUGUUGCUGGACCUAUAUAUCAGCUAUGCUGGCAACGUGGAGAUCAAUGUGGAGGUGAAGAAGUACUUCUGCAAAGCUGGAGUGAAAGGAAUUCAGCUGCAUGGAAAGCUGAGGGUGAUCCUGGAGCCGUUGAUUGGAGAUGUUCCUCUUGUUGGAGCUAUCACAAUAUUCUUCAUCCAGAGACCUAUGCUGGAUAUCAACUGGACAGGACUCACCAACUUAUUGGACAUUCCAGGUCUGAAUGCCAUGUCGGACACUAUGGUAAUGGACGCUAUCGCCUCUUUCCUGGUGCUCCCCAACCGCCUCACUAUCCCUUUGGUGGCUGAUUUGCACGUAGCGCAGCUCCGCUCCCCUCUGCCACGGGGCAUCGUGCGGAUCCACUUGCUGGAAGCCGAGAACCUGGCCGCCAAGGAUAGCUACAUCAAGCGCGUGAUCACUGGCAAGUCGGACCCGUAUGCCGUAGUGAGGGUUGGCACGCAAACGUUCACGUCACGCCAUGUGGACAACAACCUCAACCCGCAGUGGAGGGAGAUGUAUGAGGUGAUAGUUCAUGAGGUCCCUGGCCAAGAACUGGAAGUGGAGAUAUUUGAUAAAGACCCUGAUCAGGAUGAUUUCCUAGGGAGGAUCAAGUUGGACUUGGGUAUUGUAAAGAAAGCACAAGUUUUGGAUGAGUGGUUCAAUCUGAAGGAUACACAAACUGGAAAGGUUCAUCUCAAGCUCGAGUGGCUUUCACUGCUGCCCUCUGCAGAGCGCCUUACUGAGGUCCUCCAGAAGAACCAAAACAUCACCACCUUUGGUAAGACGACUGAUCCUCCCUCUGCCGCCAUCUUGACCGUGUACCUGGAUCGGGCCCAGGAUCUUCCUCUGAAGAAAGGAAAUAGGGAUCCUAGUCCUUUGGUGCAGCUUUCUGUUCAGGAUACCACCAAAGAGAGCAGGACUUCUUAUGGCACCAGCAGCCCAGUGUGGGAGGAAGCCUUUACCUUUUUCAUCCAGGACCCUCGCAAACAGGACCUUGACAUUCAGGUGAAAGAUGAUGACAGGUCUCUGUCCCUGGGCAAUGUGUCCAUCCCUCUGUCUCGCCUGCUUUCUGUUGCUGAUCUCAGCAUGGACCAGUGGUUCCAGCUGGAGAACGCGGGCCCUGCCAGUCGCAUCUAUGUGAACGUCAUACUGAGGGUACUUUGGGUUAAUGAAGAGGCCAUUCCCACCUCACCUGUAUCCCCACUUCCCUCUGAUCCAUUCUCUGGAGGAGGAAAGGAAGGUUUCACCUCAGACGUGACAUCAGGAGGGACCACGAAGUUACCCACGCGUCCACAGCACACCAGCCCAGAUGCCAAUUUUGCCUCUGAGGGUGUUCUGAGGAUCCACCUGAAGGAGGCCCAGGCUCUCAUAGCUAAAGAUAGCUUCAUGGGCGGCAUGGUGAAGGGCAAAAGUGAUCCCUACGUAAAGAUCCGUGUUGGAGGGACGACCUUCAAGAGCCGCGUCAUAAAGGAGGACCUCAACCCAGUCUGGAACGAGCUUUACGAGGUGAUUCUCACGGCACUCCCAGGCCAGGAAGUGCAGUUUGAAUUGUAUGACAAAGACGUGGAUCAGGAUGACUUCCUCGGGAGGUUUAAGCUGAGUCUAAGUGGCCUCAUUAGCUCCCAGUUUACUGAUCAGUGGUACGACUUGAAUGAUGUGAAAUCAGGACGAGUUCAUGUGAUGCUGGAAUGGGUGCCAAGAGUUUCAGACCUGACCCGCCUUGAACAGAUUUUGCGCUACCAGGCUCAGCAGUCGUACGUGAAUAAAGCCGUGCCGGCUGCAGCCAUCGUCUUCGUGUAUGUAGAGCGAGCCUAUGGUCUUCCUUUAAAGAAGAAUGGACAUGAGCCAGUCGUGGGAGUUGAGCUGGUUCUCAAGAAUGUUUCCUCCAGGAGUAAACUUGCUGAGCGCUCUACAUCUCCACACUGGGAUGAAGCAUUCUGCUUUCUGGUCCAUGACCCCAGAGAGGAAAUGCUUACUGUCAGACUGUCUCACAGCUGGGGACAGCCUCUGGGUGCAGUGGUGCUGCCUGUAAAAGAUAUACUGAAGGAGCCAGGCUUGGUUCUGGAUCGGUGGCUUCCUCUGGAUGGGGCCCUGCCUGAAAGUGAGAUAUUGUUAAGGGCAGAGCUCAAGCUGCUUCACUCUAAGUUGGUGGAAGAUGAUGCUACUAGCGGCAUUGAAGAGGUGGAGCACAGCAUCCCCAGUGCUAAUAUAGAAGUUGCAGCCAAUCAGGAGCUCAGACACAGGACAGCUCCCGCCCAUGGAGGCGGAGAUGCUGGAGCUAGUGGGCGGGGCCAGGUGAAACUCACUAUUGGUUACUCGACUGAUGAGAACAGACUGGUCAUCACUGUCCAUGGCUGCAGAAAUUUGCCGUCAUGCUCCAAGGAUGGCUCAGAUCCCUAUGUGUCCUUCAUCCUCCAGCCUGACAAGAACAGAAGCACCAAAAGAAAGACGAGUGUCAAAAAGCGAGACCUCAAUCCUGAGUUCAGUGAGAGGUUUGAUUUCAUCCUUUCCCUGGAGGAGGCCACGAAGAGACGCCUUGACAUGUCCGUCAAAAACAGUGGUUCUUUCAUGAGCCGUGAGAAAGAGACCAUUGGCAGGCUGCAGUUAGAUCUGGAUCAGAUUGACCUGAAGGCAGGGGUGCCGCAGUGGUAUGAUUUAACAGAUGAGACCAAAUAAUCUGGCUUUUGUAUGCUUCUGUGACAAUCCCUUCGCACCUGUACGUCUGCAUCUGCAUGCUGCUAAUGUCAUUUUACGUGUAUAGCACAGUGCAGGGGGGCAAAUGAAGGAGAAAAUGUUAUGUCAUGUGAUUUACGCUCUGUACUUGCUAUAGUUUCCAGCAAUACCAAAUGCCUUUUGGACAGGCUGUAACUGUCAGUGCACGCCAGCAAAAUAACGUGCCAUUUUGACCCAAAGGGUAGAAAACAGUUUGAGUAUGAAUAAGUCUUGAUAGAAAAAAAAACACUUAACCAGAUAAAAGGACUGAAACACUGUUCCUCUAUGGUGAUCUUAAAUAAAGAGUUUCCUUGACGAGGUUUAUUAUUUUAGCAUCAAAGACACAUUCCCACAUGCUUUUUUUUUCAUAUUUUAGCAUAUUACAUAGCAUUACAUAAUGAUUUCUAAAAGCUUUAUUCCUUAAAAACGGGUAAAAGUGUAGUUAUUUAAAGAACCGUCAUAGAACAGUUUUCUGUAAGAGUCUCAUUACUGCUUCUUUAUACGCUGGAGAAGUGUCAUACACUGCAUCUUUAAACGAAUAUUAAUACCCCUCAGAUGCACUCUCAGAAAAAAAACAGAACUAAACAGUAUCUUCGGUUGUCACUCAAGGGUGUGCCCUCAUGGGUACCUCUCUGUACCUUUAAUAUGUAUCUUUCACAUGGAUACGUGGAUAUAGUGUACCUUUAAAAAUAAUUUAAGGUAUAUAAAUGGUUAUUAGAGUUUUAAAGAUGCACUACUUGCAACUUUCUAGGUAAAAGGUAUACACUAAAGGUAUAAAAAAAGAUGUACCCUUGACGUACCCACUCCAGUGACAAGGAAAGGUACAGUUUAGUACCGUUUCUUCUGAGAAUAUGUGUUCACUUUGCUUAGUUAUUGCUGGUUUAAUUGCCUUUGUGUUUGCAAAUUCUUUUGCCUUAAACAUAUUUGCUCACAGCAUGGGAAAUUUCUGUGCACUGUGCAUUGACUUCUGGAGUUUCUUCAUAUGUGUGUAUAUCCGAAGUGUUGAAGAGAUUGAGUUGUAUCUGUUUCAAUAUCAAAUGGUUUAUCAAAAAACAUAUCAGAAACAUAUCACUGUGCUUUUUCUAUCCAUUCCGAACAGAUUUGAGAUCAUCUUACGAGGACUAACUUUGUGGAAGUAUAUAUUAAGUUAUAUAUUUUUGUAGAAGUGACAAUUUAUCACAAAAUGUUUAGAAGAAAGUAUGUUAAGUAAAGGUUUCUUGGGAGGAGACCAGAGAAGAGUAAGCAGAUUUGCAGUCUGUUGAUGCUGUCACUGAAAAUCUGUAUCGCAGCUGUUCUAUUGUUGUUCUAUUAAAGAUACUCUUUGCACUUUAAA
Pangasianodon hypophthalmus (striped catfish) is the source of this 4811-nucleotide messenger RNA. It is a transcript of the gene esyt1a, whose product is annotated as extended synaptotagmin-like protein 1a. NCBI's taxonomy places the organism in Eukaryota, Metazoa, Chordata, Actinopteri, Siluriformes, Pangasiidae. The coding region runs from base 209 to 3442 and encodes 1077 amino acids. Gene Ontology annotation, molecular function: lipid binding. Gene Ontology annotation, biological process: lipid transport. The transcript is spliced from 31 exons. The record is from RefSeq and is a predicted model, not a curated record.